Messenger RNA from Mangifera indica (mango), 834 nucleotides. Its product is annotated as B3 domain-containing protein Os04g0386900-like. The transcript is spliced from 2 exons. Bases 204 to 605 code for a protein of 133 amino acids. Gene Ontology annotation, molecular function: DNA binding. Lineage: Eukaryota; Viridiplantae; Streptophyta; Magnoliopsida; Sapindales; Anacardiaceae. The record is from RefSeq and is a predicted model, not a curated record.
AUCAAUCAAAACUUUUUUUUAUUUUAAUAAUUUAUUUUUGUCGUGUGAAUAGAAUUAUAAUCUCCCAAUUUCACUUUCCCUUUGUACCAACAGAGGCGAAGCGAAACCCUGAAGCUGAUUUCUUAAAUAUUCAGAUAAAUAAUUCAGGAAAAGACGUUGAAGCUGCUCAAUUGGAGUUGGAGUCCUCGUCAAAGACUACAACAAUGGAGUUACAGGGACAAGAAUUUUGGCCAUUGUCUGGGAAGCCAUACUUCCAUGUAGUUCUUUCCAAAUCAAACCUCAAACCCUCCUAUCAUUUGACUGUUUCGGCUGAAAUCCAGAAGGUGGUACCCUCUCUGGAAAUUCCCACUCUUCUUAUCUUCAAGGACAAUGAAUGGCAGAUGGUUUACCAGGGACAAUCUAAACAUAAAAAGUUUGAUGGGUGGAAAUCCUUCGCCAUGGACAACAAGCUAGAGAUAGGUGAUGCCUGUGUAUUUGAACUCCUCGAUUACAGUACUCAGGUACUCAAAUUCAGAGUCCAAAUCCUCAGAGGCAAAAUUCCAUCUGAAUUUUUAGACUACUCAAAAAAUGGUUUAAGCAAAGACACGCCUAUUAUUAUUAACUGAGGUCACCUACUUAAUGGUUGGGUUUUUACUUGUUUGAUAUUACUGUCCUGAAACUGUGGUUUAGAUACUCUGUAAUGUAGUAUAACUUGUUGUUGAUGAUGUGCUGUACUGUGUUGGGUUCUAGUGUUAGUCUCUUGUUUGCAAUUUUCCUAUUCAUUAUGAUGUUAUGAACUUCUGAUGUGUGUAAACUUAUAUGUAUUGAAAAGAUGUAUAUCUUAACUUGGUUAAA